CUCUAGGAGCAAGUCUAAAGACACGCUAGUUGCUACGCGGGAGAUGAGUUUACAUCUGACGUCAUCCCUGAUGAAGCCAACUCCUUCUAUCUGGACCAGUUCAACAUGGACCAGUUUGUUACUGUGGAUGAGGUGGAAGGGGAUGAGGCUGAGAACACCGACCCCGCAGUCAUCCUCAUCUUCGUCACACAAGACACAAGAUAAGGCCUCGGAAAGGUCAAAACGAUCGUCCAAACGCAGGAGGGGUACCCCAGAUACCCCAUCUCCGAAAUCUAGCCUGGAGCACAAGGAGACACCCACGGCCUCCUCCUCUACCCCGCCUGCUCAGAAGACUCCACGAAAAGCCGCAGCAAAAAAGGCAGCAACUAAACCUCAACCACCUGCCACCUCUGGACGCAAGACCAGGUCAUCAGCAGCUGUUGUUGUAGCAACCGAAGCCGCAGAAACCCAGGAAGCUGCCGACGACAACACCAGCAUAGCCGAUACGGAGGCGGAACCUGUUGCCUUGGAGACUCGGUCUCAGUCGGAAGAGGAAGUCGUAGUGGUCACUAAGGGAUGUGACACAGAGGAUGUAGUACCGUCAUCCCACCACAAGAUGUCAGUGUUGGACACUGCAGUGACCGACAACAAGGAAGAGAAAAGUGCUGUGUCAGAAAGCGAUAUGGAAACGACCGCUGAAAAACCUCCAGAGCUAGAGGGGAGCGAGGAGACGACCCAGGCUGAAAAAGGUUCCUCGAUUCUGGGUACCGAGGCACAGAAUGGAGCCUGUCCACUGGAGCUUGGUCUGACCCAUCCGUCUGCCUCAGCCAAGGAGCAAAACCUUCAGAAGGCCCUGCAACUACAAGAGGUAGAGACGGUGUCGGGUCACCAGGUGCCCCAAUCACUUAUUGAUAAAGUACCUGAUGAUGAUGGUGAAUUCCAGAUACUCGACGAAGCUGUGGACGAUGACACACCUAGAGACGGAGAAGAGGGCAGUCAAGAACAGUCCGGAUCUCUAUCUCUGGGUGACCAGGCGCCUGCAGCCUCCAAAUCUACAGGUUCCCAGGUGCCUCAAGCUACACUAGAGGAACACGAAGAGAUCUCCAACGAAGAAGAUUCUGCUUUCCAGAUCCUCGACUCUCUAGAAGACACUGAAGACAACAUGGCCGACUCCUCUCUCGCAGGCCAAGGGGGCCGAAGAGAUUCUCUACCCGGAGAGAUGGAGGGGUUCCAGAUACUAGAUUCAGUCGACGAUCAGACGGAAACGACCCAAGUUCUGGACAACCAUACGACUGACUCGAAAUGUCAGGGGGGCUCCAAGCCUCUCAAGGGGGGUAAGAAGACACCCCAAAAGAAGGGGAAAAAGGAGAUUAAGAAGGGAUCCAAAACUCAAGAGGUGACCAAGACCCCAACAGGAGAGUCCGAGGGGGUACACCGAAAAAGAGUAAUCUUGUCACCUUGGAUGAGGUGAGCGAGGAGGAGGAGGAUUACCCAGAUGACGCCGCCGAAGAGGAAGAACUUAUUAAGAAACAAAAACUGGUGAAGGAGAAGCAGCGAGAGAAGGACAGAGGGAAGGAGAGAGAGAAAGGGCGGAGGAGGAGUAGAGAGAAGGAACGGACAAGGGAGGAGGAGAGAGAGGAGAGGGUCGGAGUGGAUACUGAGGGCUUGGUGACUUUGGAUGAGAUCGGAGAGGAUGAAGGAGCGGAGGGCCUUGCCUGGAGCCACACCCCUUCAGCCAGGAGGACGAAUCAGGAGACACCUUCAACCCAGAGACUCUGGUAACCCUGGAUGAGGCUGGAGGUGAUGGGGAGGAUGAUGAGGAGGAAGAGCAGAACAAGAGUCCUGAACCAGCGCAGAACCAGCAAGCUGACCA
This is a messenger RNA of Oncorhynchus masou masou (cherry salmon), 1852 nucleotides long. RefSeq lists its product as uncharacterized. The coding region runs from base 44 to 1450 and encodes 468 amino acids. The transcript has 3 exons. The record is from RefSeq and is a predicted model, not a curated record. Lineage: Eukaryota; Metazoa; Chordata; Actinopteri; Salmoniformes; Salmonidae.